UUUGAAUGAAAGAGUGAUGACACACAGAUGUGGGGCCCUUAUUGGCCCCUGGAGUGUGGAGGAGGGUCCUAGAGCCUGUCAUUGAGGGACGGACGGAGGGAGAGAGACAAGGAGAGAGAGAGAUUGUUGGAGCAGUAGAGCUGCAGGGAGGAACACACUCAUCGUUUGACGAGGACCCGCGUCUGCACACCAGCAACUUCCAACAUUUUGAGUGUUUUUUUUUCUUCUUCCAGCAUCCAGGAUGAAGCCCAAUAAAAGAGCUUUUGAGGAGGACCAGAACGGAGACACUGAGUUUUCUGCCAUGUCGGACAGCGACCCGUGUGAAGACGACAGUUACCCUCUCAACCUGUCCACCAGCGGCAGAAGAAGCGGGUCUGCCGCCAAACGCCGCCGCCGCGGAAACCUCCCCAAAGAAUCCGUUCAGGUUCUGAGGGACUGGCUGUACGAGCAUCGCUUCAACGCUUAUCCAUCAGAGCAGGAGAAGCUGAGCCUGUCUGGACAGACACAUCUCUCUGUGUCACAGAUCUGUAACUGGUUCAUAAACGCCCGCCGGAGGCUCCUGCCGGACCUGCUCAGGAAAGACGGCAAAGACCCCACUCAGUUUACAAUGUCACGGCGCACUAGCAAACCAGACAGAUCCGCCUCCCCGGAAUGCCCCGCCUCUUCGACCCGCCCCUCUGUCAUCUGCCCCGCCCCCACAUUGGACUUGAGGCUGUUGGGUAACACUGCGACGGCAAUUUUGGCCGGAGCCGGUUGCUUGCCAUCAUCAGGAAACCAAGAUGGCAUUCAGGCUCUGAUGCAGCUGGACACUCGAGGUCUGCUGAGACGGGAAGGCCUAACUGGAGACCAGUACCUGACAACCAUCCCGCUUGCUUCUACCUCUGUCCCAACCCUGGGAGCGGUGAGCCCGACUGGGGUCCCGUUCAACACGCCUCCGCCUACCCCACCGGAGCUUUGCCCUCAAGAUUUCAGCGAUCUGAAGCUUCUGGUGGACGCGGCCCUGCAGCGAGCGGCCGAGCAAGAAAUCAGUCAGCAGAAAGAACAAACGAUGCAGCAGCAACCAAACGGACCUACAAACGAAAGUUCAAGAGCGAUCGCCCAGAAUGGCAAUUCGGAGGUGCCUUCAAGGGACGAAUCCGAUGCUGCACCGAGCUUGAUGGAGAACGCAGUAUUGCCAGUGUCGGUUCCCGUCAUGAGCCAUGCUUUUCCAGGCCUCCCCAUCGAUCUAAGCACCAAUGCGGAAUCUGGAAGCUUUGCGUCUUCUGGGAUGUGGAGCGUCCGACAACCCGGUCCUCCUGCAAAUGUGGUAUCGCACACAUGGGUUUCACAGUACACGCAUAAUACAGUCACGGAAGCGGUUAACUAAAUACUCCAGCAGACCAACUCACUUUAGACUCCUUUUGUUUGCUUAUUUUUGUUGGAAAACUCUUGAGCAGAUGUAAACCUGCCUCCCCAAAUGGUUGUCAUGGAUGUCACUUCAGGGGAUUCAGGAGUGAAGAUUCUCUACACCAAAAUGUAUUUUUUAAGACAUUUUAAAAACGUUUUGAACCUUUUACCUUUUUAACUACAUGAAGUUUAUGGGCAUGCAUAAAAUGCUCUUCGAAAAAUAAUCCAGCAUUUCAGACUCUGGGAUCUUCGAGACCAGGUGGAGGUCCUUUCAGGCGGAAAUAUUUCCAUGUGCAAACUCCAAGCCUGUGCAACUCGGGUUUACAGCCAAGAGAUUUUCACUUAAACGUUUGUAAUUGAAGUGGCCUUGCGUUGUUUUCGAUAAAGAAGCUCCACAUAUAGUUGCUCUUGCCUGUUUGCAUCAGUAUAUCCACUAGGGUUCGACGUAAAUGUGUCAUAUAGCAUGCUUUACUUAUUUGAGAUCUGUGAAUGCAAAGACCAGCAUGCAUUGUUAAAAAAUGAUCAGAGAUUAGCAACCAAAAAUGCUCUCUUGGAUUUAAUACUUUGCUCCGAAUUUGACUGAAAGCCUCAAAAGUUCUACAACCUCAGCUUUGAAAGCCUUUCCCAAUAGUGUUUGUAAUUUGUCAUAUUUCCUGCACUUUAUAGUCUCGUCGUUAUGCCAGGACCGUCUGUCUGGUCUCAGAAUAAGGUCCGAGCGCUCUCUCGUGUGCCGUGAUGUGCGUCUGUCAGGAAACGGAUCGUACUGCAGAGAUCAUCCCUCACGUCUCAUGUCUGUCUGAGAUGCGGGAGGGAGGUCGUCUCAAAGACGGAGCCGGCAUUGAUAUUCUUCACUUCUCAUGUAACGUGAUCGUAGGGCUGUAGCUUUAUUUUUGCUGAAAUGAUUAUUGUUCUGACAAUAUCGUUGGGUGAUGUAGAUGAUCAGCAUUUAUAAUUGUGUUUUACAUAUCUCCGUGUAGAGGGAGACAUCAUAUGGAUGUGUUGGUGAGUAUGAGCGAAUUUAUUGGGAAGACUGAAAGUGUUUUUUGUUUUUACGCUAAAGGAGUUUUGUGCAUUUCCAAGAUGAAUUUAAAGUGUGUUCGUACUUCUCUUGAGAUGAACUGAAGUGCUUCUUUCUUUCUCAUAAUCUGUGAAUGUAUCUAGAGAACUAACAAAUAUUAUUUAGAAACCGAAAAUUCUUUCCAUGAGCUAUUCCCUCAGACUCUUUCUCUUUUUGGACACUAGAGAUCCUAGAUGCAUUAUGAUUUUAUUCUUGUAGUUUCAAUGAAACUGAGAACAUGUACAGAUAGUCAGAUUCAUCUUUAUAACCUUUUAGUAUUUUUAUAAAGCUGUUCACGUUAUUUCAAUUGAUUUUCUCACAAACAUGCCAUAAUUCGGAUUAGUUUGCUUAGGUAAGUUCUCAUUGAGGUCAGUGCAAAGGUUAGAGUUCACGUUCUGUAGUACUGUACAUGUUUCUUGCUGUUUUUCAGUACAUCUCAGGUUUGUUUUCAUUUGACCUUUCCUUCUUGGGUUUGAGUCAUUUUCAUUUCCUUCUCUGACAUCACAAAGGGAGUUUUUAAUUCUAUUCUGUAAGGUGCGUCUUUUUUUUUUUUUUUUUGAAGCCAUGUUUGAGCUGAUUAUGAGAAACCGACUGUCAUAUUGUAGCAUCACAAACUGUAUUACAGAUCUAAUUAACUAACAUUUCAAAACCACUGUGAUCGUUGGGUUACUGGAACAGUGAUAGGUACUGGAAGUAACUAUAUAUUUUUCAUAUAAUAUACUCUAUUUUUCACCUCUUCAGAAAGACCAAUAUUAAUAUUCCUGGAACUGUAUUAUUGAUGUUCUUAUUGCAAAAAGGUUUUUCUAGAUGACAAUGUGAAACAUGUAAAUAUCAUUCAGGUUUUUGUCUGGCAUAGACCUGCUUUUAUUGUGUAUACAUCAAAUAUGCGUAGCUCUCUCCUGUACGACCAAAUACAUGGAUUUUGUUUAAUAUGAUCGUGUGUGUGUGUAUGUAUAACUGAGGACAGUAAAACUGGCAUCUGUGCCUUACCUGCUUCCUUAGAAAACCUUUGGACUAGUCUGUGCAAUAUCUGCCUUAAGAUUUUAUUUGAUGUCCUUUUGUACAAGCAUUACAGAGAAAUAAAGCUUCGUUUUUCAUAGAUUUGUAGUAAUGUUGUGGAGUAAUGGAAAUUGCUUUAUUUUACAGAGCAAAUGUCCAGAAAUGAGUACUGUUGACUUAUGCAUGCACAGAAAUGAUUUUGAGAAUUCACUGUAGUUUGCCACAUGUAAAUACACAUUUUAUAAGCCAGAUAUUCACGGUUUAAUGGGAAAAUACAAGUAGCAGUACCACCAAAAAAAUCAACAUAUCCCAAAUUCUGCGUCUCAGUUAUCAGGAGAAUAUCAGUUUGAAAAAUGAAGGUGACCUUAAGGAAUCUGUCCUUCUGUACUUCCAUUAAUGAUUUCUAAAUACCCAUAAUGUUUUUGAUAUCUGAUAAUAUUGCUCAGUGAGGGGGAGAUACUGAUAAUCCUUUUAAAUACACACGUAAAAAUAACCUUUUCUACAGGUUUAUGGCAUCUCCAAUGUAAUAGUUUCAUUUCUGAGUUGCACAGAUUCCGAACUCAAAGACGUCCAGCCGCAGCUGCAGAGUACAUUGCUUUAUACUGUAGUCCCCCAUAAAAACACAAAAUACACACUGCACAGAUUGUUAGCAAUGCAACCUGGUUGUAUCGAAUGCAUUUAGAG
Messenger RNA from Sinocyclocheilus rhinocerous, 4126 nucleotides. RefSeq names its product TGFB-induced factor homeobox 2 (gene tgif2). The coding region runs from base 242 to 1366 and encodes 374 amino acids. Gene Ontology annotation, biological process: regulation of DNA-templated transcription. NCBI's taxonomy places the organism in Eukaryota, Metazoa, Chordata, Actinopteri, Cypriniformes, Cyprinidae. The record is from RefSeq and is a predicted model, not a curated record. The transcript has 4 exons. Gene Ontology annotation, molecular function: DNA binding.